Molecule: messenger RNA, 5738 nt
Organism: Myodes glareolus (Bank vole)
Lineage: Eukaryota; Metazoa; Chordata; Mammalia; Rodentia; Cricetidae
Source: RefSeq, a predicted model, not a curated record
CUCCUUCCCUGCCCUCCUCCCUGCUGUCCCAUACUUGGGGCGGGUGUUCCACCGCCCCCGCCACCACUGCCACUCCACCCCUGGUGCAGAGAGAAGCUGCAGUGAUAACUCUGGUGUGCAUGGUGGAGGCGCUGCCUGGAACGCCAGAGCUUCUGUCGAAUCCGGUCCUCUGCUCCCUGACACAGCGCUUGCACCGGGCUGUCCGGUGACCCAGUUGAGACUGCUGAGCCGAGUCUUGUGAGCUCUCGCGGCGGCGGGGCCAUGCAGCCCCGUGGUUGUGUAGCGCUUUGGGUGCUGUGGUUGGCGCAGGUCAGUGAUCAGCAAACACCUGCUUGUGCCCUGGGACCCUCAAAUGCAGCGUCUGGGAGUCCGGGAAACCCGCAAACUCCGCUAUCCUCCGGGUCGGACUGGCUGGAAACCGAUGAGUAUGACCUGGUUUCUGCCUACGAGGUGGACCACAACGGAGAUUACGUAUCCCAUGACAUCAUGCAUCACCAGCGGAGGAGGCGGCGGCCGCGGCAAGCAGCAGCCCAGCCAGGAGGUGAUGCCCUCCACCUGCGACUGAAGGGCCCCAGGCAUGACCUCCAUCUCGACCUGAGAGCCGCCAGCAACUUGGUGGCUCCUGGAUUUAUGGUACAAACUCUCGGGAAGGGAGGCACCACGUCUGUGCAGGUGUUACCACCAGAGGAGUUCUGCUUCUACCAAGGCUAUCUACGGUCCCAGGGGAAUUCCUCGGUGGCCCUGUCGACCUGCCAAGGUUUGUUAGGCAUGAUAAGAACAAAGGAUGCCGAUUACUUCUUAAAGCCGCUUCCUCCACACCUGACAGGCAAGCCCAGUGGGUCUGCACGGGCUGGCUCUCCCUCCCACGUCCUGUACAAAAGAUCCACGGAGCCCCAGGCGCUCAGAGAAACCGAAGUCCUGCUGGUCACCAGGCAGCGAGAUCUGGCAAGAUCUCCCCUUCACCAUGGCAACUUCCAUCUCGGCCUCCCACAAAAGCAGCAUUUCUGUGGUAGACGCAAGAAAUACAUGCCCCAGCCUCCCAAGGAUGACCUCUACAUCUUGCCCGAUGAGUACAAGCCUAGCUCCCGACAAAAGCGCUCCCUCCUGAAAUCGCACAGAAAUGAAGAGCUGAAUGUGGAGACCCUGGUGGUGGUUGACAGAAAAAUGAUGGAGAACCAUGGCCAUGGCAAUAUUACCACCUACGUCCUCACUGUACUCAACAUGGUGUCUGCUUUAUUCAAGGAUGGAACAAUUGGGGGAAACAUCAACAUCGCCAUUGUGGGGCUCAUUCUGCUGGAAGAUGAGCAGCCAGGGCUGGCGAUUAGUCACCAUGCAGACCACACUUUAAGCAGCUUCUGCCAGUGGCAAUCUGGAUUGAUGGGGAAAGAAGGAACUCGCCAUGACCACGCCAUCUUACUGACUGGUCUGGACAUAUGUUCCUGGAAGAAUGAACCGUGUGACACCUUGGGGUUUGCACCCAUCAGCGGGAUGUGCAGUAAGUACCGAAGCUGCACCGUCAAUGAAGACUCGGGACUUGGACUGGCUUUCACCAUUGCCCAUGAGUCUGGACACAACUUUGGUAUGGUCCAUGACGGAGAAGGGAAUAUGUGCAAGAAGUCUGAGGGCAACAUAAUGUCCCCAACACUGGCAGGGCGCAACGGUGUCUUCUCCUGGUCCUCUUGCAGCCGUCAGUACCUGCACAAGUUUUUAAGCACUGCCCAAGCGAUAUGCCUUGCUGAUCAGCCGAAGCCCGUGAAAGAGUACAAAUACCCGGAGAAGCUGCCGGGACAAUUGUACGAUGCGAACACACAGUGCAAGUGGCAAUUCGGAGAGAAAGCCAAGCUCUGCAUGCUGGACUUCAGAAAGGACAUCUGCAAGGCCUUGUGGUGCCAUCGAAUUGGAAGGAAAUGUGAAACGAAGUUCAUGCCAGCAGCAGAGGGCACCCAGUGUGGGCAGGACAUGUGGUGUCGUGGAGGACAGUGUGUGAAGUACGGUGAUGAAGGCCCCAAGCCUACCCAUGGCCAUUGGUCAGAUUGGUCCCCUUGGUCCCCCUGCUCCCGGACCUGUGGGGGAGGAGUUUCUCACAGAGACCGUCUCUGUACCAACCCCAGGCCAUCUCAUGGAGGGAAGUUUUGCCAGGGCUCCGCACGCACGCUGAAGCUCUGCAACAGUCAGAAAUGCCCUCUGGACAGUGUAGACUUCCGUGCUGCCCAGUGCGCCGAGUACAACAGCAAGCACUUCCGAGGGUGGCUCUACAAGUGGAAGCCUUACACCCAAGUGGAAGAUCAGGACUUAUGCAAACUCUACUGUAUCGCAGAAGGAUUUGAUUUCUUCUUUUCUUUGUCAAAUAAAGUGAAAGAUGGGACUCCAUGCUCGGAGGAUAGCCGUAAUGUUUGUAUAGAUGGGAUAUGUGAGAAGGUUGGCUGUGACUAUGUUCUUGGGUCAGAUGCUGCCGAGGACUCCUGUGGGGUCUGCAAGGGGAAUAACUCAGACUGCACGAUGCACAGGGGACUCUACAGUAAACACCACCGUACCAACCGGUACUACCAUGUAGUUACGAUUCCGCCUGGAGCUCGGAGCAUUCGUAUCUAUGAGACCAACAUAUCUACUUCCUACAUCUCUGUGCGCAAUUCUCUCAAGAAAUACUACCUGAACGGACACUGGAGUGUGGACUGGCCUGGACGAUACAAGUUUUCAGGUACCGCCUUCAACUACAGACGGUCCUACAAGAAGCCUGAGAGCUUAACCUCCACUGGACCAACCAACGAAACACUGAUUGUGGAGCUUUUAUUCCAGGGUAGGAACCCUGGUGUGGCCUGGGAAUUCUCACUGCCAAGGUCAAUGAAUGAGAAGACCCCAGCUGUCCAGCCCAACUACACUUGGGCCAUCAUACACUCAGAGUGUUCUGUCUCCUGUGGAGGGGGCAAGAUGAAUUCAAAAGAGGGAUGCUACAGAGACCUGAGGGUUCAAGUGAAUGCAUCCUUCUGCAACCCCAAGACUCGACCUGCCACAGGGCUGGUACCCUGCAAGGUGUCAGCUUGUCCUCCCAGCUGGUCCGUAGGAAACUGGAGCACAUGCAGCCGGACGUGUGGCGGGGGCACUCAGAGCAGACCUGUGCAGUGUACGCGGAGGGUGCACUACCGUGACGAGCCCAUCUCGGCCAGCCUGUGCCCGCAGCCUGCACCCUCCAGUCACCAGGCCUGCAACUCUCAAAGCUGCCCACCCGCUUGGAGCACCGGGCCCUGGGCUGAGUGCUCUCGAACCUGUGGAAAAGGGUGGAGGAAGAGAGCGGUGGCCUGCAAGAGCACCAACCCCUCAGCCAGAGCCCAGCUGCUGCACGACGCUGCCUGCACCUCGGAACCCAAGCCGAGGACCCACGAAGUCUGCCUGCUCACGCGCUGCCACAAGCACAAGAAGCUGCAGUGGCUGGUGUCUGCCUGGUCCCAGUGUUCUGUGACCUGCGAGAGGGGGACCCAGCAGAGAGUUCUCAGGUGUGCCGAGAAGUAUGUCUCUGGAAAGUACCGAGAGCUGGCCUCCAAGAAGUGCUCACAUCUGCCGAAGCCGGACCUGGAGCUGGAGCGGGCCUGUGUCCUAUUUCCCUGUCACAAGAAUCUUCCAUAUUCUGCUGCAGGCCCCCGACGAGGCAGCUGGUUUGCCUCACCCUGGUCUCAGUGCACAGCCAGCUGUGGGGGUGGUGUGCAGAGGAGAACCGUGCAGUGCCUGCUGGGAGGACAGCCAGCCUCAGAUUGCUUCCUGCACCAGAAACCAGAGACCUCCUCGGCCUGCAACACCCAUUUCUGCCCUAUUGCAGAGAAGAGAGAUACCUUCUGCCAAGACCUCUUCCACUGGUGCUACUUGGUACCUCACCAUGGCAUGUGCAGUCACAGGUUCUACAGCAAGCAGUGCUGCAACACCUGCUCCAGAUCUAACCUGUGAGCUAGGACUGGUCCCGGCAGCAAGAAGAUGCCCCCAAGAGCACCAGAGAGCUGUGCAGUGUGCAUUGGGAUGCAUCCAAGAAGACAGGAGCUGGAAGGAGACGGAUUGUUGGACUUCUGACCCAGGGUGCAUCAAUGUGUUUCUGAAUGUGGGAGCACAUACUUGCUCUCACAAGGGCGUGUUCUGUUCUUCUGUUAGGUGGGAAAGUGGGGUCCCGCUGGGCGACCUCCCGCACACGGACAGAAGGGACCUGUGCUAUAGUCCACAGGAAGCAGCCGUUCGCUGGGUUGGCAUUCAGCCAAACCAAAUGCCAAAGACAGACAGCACUAACAGCAAAUGCUGGAUGUAUUUCCAAAAAGAGAAGUGUAAGAAUCAGAAAAGGGUUCAGAGCAUCUGCCAUCCAGCUCGCUGGCCUCCCUCCGACCUCGGGGGCUCCACUGUCAUCAUGAAAGGCUUGUGGACACUGAGAGGCAGGCAUGAGAUAGCUCUCUCCUACCCCAGUGGCCCCUAGAGCAGGUACCUGCUGGGGCCUCUGACUUAGGACUUUUGCAUACUUGGAAAUGGGAGAACAAAAUCCCCACUAAGGUGCUUUCUGUACUUCCAGACCUUGCCCUGGAGGAGCAACUUUGAUACUUUUGUUUUCUUUCUCGGUUAUUUACAGUGAGUUACUGUUUCAACCCAUUUCUCAGUGCUGUUCUGUUUUAAAGGAGGAAUCAGAAGCAUAGGUUACAUGAGAAUAUAGGUAUCCCUGGAACAUCAGGGUCUCCAGUAACAGACGCCAGCCAAGUCGCUGAUGUGCUGUUCGUGUUAAGCCCCAGGCUGUGGUUUGUGUGUUGAGUGGUUUUAAGAUCCAUUCUGUAAGUUUGCUUCUGAGCUGAGAGCAGAGGCCAAUGACCUUCAAAUGGAAGGACUCAUGGCAACCCUCCAACCUACCCCUGUACUUCUCUGUCAUUAUUGGUGCUUUAUUUCUGAUCUCCCCACCUAGGGCCUUCCAAAUAGGCACCUAGAUAUUUAUAUUUACUGAAAUUUUAUAAUGAAUUUUAUAUCAUAUGGUGUGCUUUGGAAUUGCAUCACGGUUUGUCAUGACGUUUGCUUCCGAGGGGAAGGGCUGGCAGAGGAUACCCGAGAAGCAAAGUCUAAGAGUGUUUUAGAGCAUCAUGGGCAGUUUUCUAUGCCUGCCAUGGAGGAGAAGACAGAACUGCAGGAGAGAUGGGCAGCGACAGGUGACAAGGCCAUGUAGAGCAUCUUUGCAGCAGGUCCUGGUAGCAGGGGUCAGGGAAAUGUGAGGCUGUGCUGUAAAGCAAAGGCAGUAGAGAGAAGACAGGUGAUUCAAGCAACUGGCCACUGAUCACAGAGCUCAGUCCCCUUGAGGUCUGUUGUGGACACCUGCAGUCUGAAACAAAGUUGUGGACAUUUUGAGUGUGAAUCCUAAAAGACGUCAGGCUGCAAACUUGGGUGUGACUUCCAUCCAGGCCGCUUUUUAAUCCACUGUCUAGCCAAGAAUGACCAUGAACUUUUGGCCACCCCCUUGCCUCCACGCCUCAAGUACUGGGAUAUCAGGGCAUGGGACCUGGAUUAUGAUGUGCCAGGAAUGGAACCAUAGUUUCAUUGGUGUUAAGCACAUUCUCUACCAACCAAGCGAUAGUUGGUAGUGUUGGCCCAGCCUUUUUUGGGGGAACCUCUGUCUUUUCUGUAUGUUCCCUCGGCUGAUCUGCUAAGUUCCACUCACAUAUUAGAGCAUGUUCUUUCUUUUUAGGCUAAUAAUUAAAUGUUAAUCACGUCUAGAAAGCACUUUCACAGAC